AAUAUCAGGGUAGCAAGCCAAGAAGGCGUCAUGCGACAGCGUAUGUAUAUACAGUAUAGAUGUAGCGCGGUAGCCAAGACUACACAAUACAAGUAGAGAAAGCUUGUCCAAGAUUGAUGCAGCACGCACGACCGUCACCACCAAGCCUAGCCAAGAGGAAACAGCCGCCCGCGUCCGAAACAAACCAAGUCUUCAUGCGCCGCCGCAAUGCCGACCAUCCCUGGCCCCCGUGCCCCAAGUCUUUGUGUAUGCUCCGCAUCAUUAUAGUGGUAAGAGGCCAGCCGAUUCGGCGCCGACAUUAGAAAAUGAGGAAAAUAAGAAAUUGCCUUCGUUUGUGGUUGUCGACAAAACGAUGCUGCUACUGCUAUCGAGCACGUCAACUGACGCGCGCGACAGACAGCAGAGUCCGUUCCAUGCCAGCCCGAGCCGAAUCAAUGAGGUGUUGGAGGAUUGAUUUAGAGGGCGGCGAUGAGGCCGGCGACGGCGAGGACACCGCCAACGAUGGGCUUGAGCAUCUCACCCUCGCCGGUGGCGGGGACGGGAGUCGGGGUGGAGGCGGAGGUCCAGGCAGAGGUGGUGGUGUUCCACGCAGCAGUGGUGACGGCAGCGGGAGUGGUCCACGCGGAGCUGGUCCACGCAGGGCUGGUCUCAGAGGACCAGGCGGAGGUCUCGGAGCCCCAGCCAGUGGUCUCGGAGCCCCAGCCGGUGGCAGUGGCGGCGGCGGUGGUCCAGGCGGACUCGGCGGAAGACCAGGCGGAGGCGGCGGGGGUCUCGGUGCCCCAGCUGCCAGUCUCAGUGCCCCAGGAGCCCUCACUGGAGUGAAGCGUCAGCAAUUGAAUCGAGUUUCCCCAAGCACGCGACCGCGCGAUGACUUACGACCAGGUUCCGCUGGGCGGGCCCCACUGGGCGACGGCAAGGCCAGCAAAGGCGGCGACGGCGAUGACAGACUUCAUUUUGAUGGUGGAGGGUUUGGGUGUUUCGAAAAACGAAUGUUUGGGGUAUUAGAUGUAGAGUGAACGAAAGACUGGGCAGAGAUGCGUGU
Neohortaea acidophila is the source of this 1042-nucleotide messenger RNA. RefSeq lists its product as uncharacterized. Lineage: Eukaryota; Fungi; Ascomycota; Dothideomycetes; Mycosphaerellales; Teratosphaeriaceae. Bases 306 to 1016 code for a protein of 236 amino acids. The transcript is spliced from 2 exons. The record is from RefSeq and is a predicted model, not a curated record.